CAGACGGCUGAUUGAUAGCCCGAAACCUUGGAGCUGCGUUGUUUUGAGAUGUCUCGACUUGCCGUGAGGGUGGAAGACUGUUGACAUUUUGAGAAACUCGUUCUUGCGUCAAGUCGUAAUAUGCAACAGGAGCAGUAUGCGUACUUGAUUCCAAGAUUUGCGGAGCGUCCUCCACCGUCAUAUCUAUAACCGUAACUCCAUGAGGCCGUUCCCUUCCGGGCACUGAAAUAAAAGUUAGCACGUCGACGUCGUAAAAUCUAACCAUGGAUACAUACGCUCCAACCCAUCGAUAUUCAUGAAACCGCUAACAUGAACAGGAACUGUUUAACCUUCUUUUCGAACGAGACAAUACACGCAAUCGAGCAAUGGACGGUAAUAUGACUUUUUGGUGGACAACAAACGAUGACUUCUUACCCAUGCAGGACGAGGAAAACAAAAUUGUCAUUCAAAAAUAGAAGCGCAAAACGUGAAUCGGUCCUACCAUUUAUUCGGAUUGAGCUAUUAGUACGAGUACUAGAGGUGGCAGGUAGAGUUCUACGUUCCCGACAAGAAAUCCGUACUGAAUUUUCAUCAUCAGCGUUAUUAGCCACAAUUUUUGGGCAAACGUUGGCUUCUUUAGUUUUAGGUUGUUUUCUCUUUAAAUGAGAAUGAGCUCCUCAGAUGAGAAUGCUGAAGUAUUUGAUGGAAUGGAAGCGGCUAUUCCUGCGUCUUUUGGAAAGCAACAAGUGAAACAAAAUCCACAGCUGCUUCUCAAGCAAUUUGAACGUAACAAAGAACAGGACGAACUUUGUUACAAAACCACGAUCUCUAAGGAACCAAUUUCUCAAGAAAAAUCUGAUGACGAUGACGACUCUUCAAGCAGUGAUGGUUGGUCAGACGAAAGUGAUGAUGAGGAUGUUGGUGUCCCCAGUUCUCAUGAGUUAGUUCUUAAAGAACAUUCAAAAUGUAUCACUACAGGCACGUUCGAUGUUUCGGGUACUCGAUUUAUUUCUGGCUCGCUCGAUAAUACUAUCCGGUGCUGGGAUUUCCAUGGAAUGGAUGCCUACAAUCCGAAGCCCUUUCAUGUUUAUGACCCGGCUAAUAUUGAUAUUGAGCGCUCAGGUCGAUAUCCUGUAGUGAAACUUACAGCAUCCCCAAAAAAUACGAUUCUCACCUUAUACUCGCAUUCUAAACCCAUGGUGUUAGACACAAAUGGAAAGGUGCUGGCAGAUUUUGUAAAAGGUGAUGCAUAUAUUCGUGAUAUGUUGAACACUAAAGGACAUGUUAUGGAAAUUACGGAUGGCUGUUGGAAACCACAAAGCUCACAGGUGUUCCUGACUUGUAGUGCGGAUAGUACAGCUCGUAUCUGGGACGUUGAACGGACGAAGUCACAAAUUCAAGUAUUUGUUCAUCGUACGGAUGCUGCUGCAGGCAUUUCACGGCCACAUGUGUCGGCUUGCGCUUGGAAUCCUUCAGAUGAAAACCAAAUUUGUACUGCUGUCAACGAUGGUAGCGUUCAUUUUUGGGAUCUUAGAUCUCGACUUUUACGACCCUCUUCGAAAAUUAUGCAUGCUCAUGCACCAAACACUAAUGUGCAGUCUUUACUCUUUACAAAAAGUGGUACCAAACUGCUCAGCAGGGGCGGUGAUAAUCUCGUCAAGGUUUGGGACACCCGGAAUAUCAAAACUGCUCUUGCUGUUUCUUGUGAGCUAAAAACGCCCUCUUUUGGUUCCAAUGCUAUUUUUAGUCCAAAUGAAAAGCUUGUUCUUGUAGGCAAUUGUGCCUCGAGUUCGGAAGGAUGUUUCUUAAAUGUAUUGAAUGCCGAGGACUUGAGCUUACAUGCACGUCUGUCGUUUGCUUUGCAAGGAUCUUCAGUUGGAGAAAGCAGUAUAACAUCCAUUUCCUGGAAUGAUCGGAUCAAUCAAUUGGCCGUUGGUAUGUCUUCCGGUGAUGUUCACGUACUGUUUUCGGCAAUGGAAUCCCUUCGUGGAGCUAAAGACGCUGUACUUAAAGGACCAAAAACAAAACAUAUCGAUGACAAUCUCACAAAUACUGUUUAUAUCAAUGCUUUGGAUGGCUCAGGAGGCACAUCAAAUGGAUUGGGUUUGGUUGAAGAGACAAACGAGUCCAUCUCAAGUUACUUUACAAACGCGCGAAAGCGUAAAAAUGAAGCUAGGAAAAACCCUAUCCUGUCUCGUCAACCUCAAAUUGGUCGAGUAAGCGAAGCAAUUGAUGAAGCAUCAGUCCCCUUUGCUAGUAUGCGAGAUGAGGAUCCCCGUGAAGCGCUUUUAAGAUAUGCUGAGCUUGCUAAAAAGGACCCCAUCUUUACAAAAACAUACACAGAGACACAACCAAAACCAGUGUACCAAAACGUUACUGAAGCCGAGGACCUCCCGGAUCCUCAACGCUCAAUCCGGAAGCGACAAAAAUCCGAAAAACCUUAGCAUAAAACCCCAGACACACUCAAGUAACAUGUUUGAAUAAAACAUCUUCAUAAUAAACAGAGCAAUUUCUAUUUACUUCAAAAAGGGGAAGUCUAGCAAGAUAGGUAUCAAAAAGAUUAAGUGUUUUUUAAAUAAUUAAGUUUUAGGCGGAGAUUUGAUGCUUCACCCAGCCCUCAAGGCCG
Molecule: messenger RNA, 2605 nt
Organism: Schizosaccharomyces japonicus yFS275
Lineage: Eukaryota; Fungi; Ascomycota; Schizosaccharomycetes; Schizosaccharomycetales; Schizosaccharomycetaceae
Product: WDR70 family WD repeat protein
Exons: 1
Coding region: 642-2423 (593 amino acids)
Biological process (GO): double-strand break repair via homologous recombination
Cellular component (GO): nucleus; Cul4-RING E3 ubiquitin ligase complex; site of double-strand break
Source: RefSeq, a predicted model, not a curated record